Messenger RNA from Pollicipes pollicipes, 637 nucleotides. RefSeq names its product FGFR1 oncogene partner 2 homolog. The record is from RefSeq and is a predicted model, not a curated record. NCBI's taxonomy places the organism in Eukaryota, Metazoa, Arthropoda, Thecostraca, Pollicipedomorpha, Pollicipedidae. The coding region runs from base 11 to 637 and encodes 208 amino acids. The transcript is spliced from 7 exons.
UGCACUGGGCAUGUCACUGACCAUGCAGCACAUCAUCAGUGAUGCACAGACACUGUGCACAAGGCUCAAAGACCAUGAAUCGCUGGCAGACAGACUCAUAUCACAGGCUCAAUCCCUCUACAAGCAAGUGGAUGCCAUGAAGCAGUAUGAAGAGGAAGUAGGGCAGCUGAACGAGGUGGCGCACCAGAAGCCACGCGACGCGCUCGUCCAGGGUAUCCAGCAGGAGAACCGGCACCUGCGCGAGCUGCAGCAGGAGAACAAAGACCUGCGCAACUCGCUGGAGGACCACCAGAACACGCUGGAGUUCGUCAUGUCCAAGUACCGGAAGCAGGUGACCCAGCUGAUGGAGAUGAACAAGUGCGACCGUGACGUGGGCCGGACACAGGCCGGCGGCGCAUCGUCGCACCAGACGGUCGACGCCGCGCUGCUGGAGCUGCAGGCGGAGAAGAUUCACGAGAUGGCGCUGGUGAUGCGCCGCGCCGUGGAGCUGGACGAGCAGGGCGAGCACCGCGCCCAGGAACGUAUCGCCCAGCUCUGCGAGGAGAACAGGGGCCUGCGUGAGGUGCUGCGCGUCGGCUACAGCUUCAACGGCGACCUGAUGCCGGCGGCGGCGCUGGGCGUGCCCUCGCGCCGCUAG